CCUUCUCCACGCUUAAAAGAUGAGACGUGUUUCUCCAACUUGAACAGGUACCAGAUCCGUAUCUACCUCAACAAUCAGACAGUAUAACUUAAUUCUAAAGGAUUCGUAUCGCUCUCACUUACCAGCUAUCAGUCUUUUAUCAAAGCUACUCAAACCCUAUACUACUCAUCAUGGCCAAGCAACAGAAAGAUAAUGAGAUCAUCGAAAUCGCCAAAGGCCUCAAGGGUACACCAUGGUGCGAAGAGUACGAGAAGAUGAUCUCUGGUAUGCUCUACAACCCCCUGCACCCUGAACUCUUGGAUGGCCGCCACAGAGCGCGCGGUCUGGCGUACAAGUACAACAACAUUGAUCCCAGCGCUGGCACUCGCGAGGAGAUCGACGACAAGCGAGCUCAGAUGCUUUCGGAGAUGCUCGGAAAGGUCGGCAAGGGGACGUACAUUGAGACGCCCUUCAUGCCUGACUACGGAAGCAAUGUCUCCAUCGGCGAGAACUGCUUCAUGAACUUUGGCUUGACCAUCCUAGAUACCAGUCUCGUCAUCAUCGGCGACCGCGUCCAGAUGGGUCCCAACGUACAUAUCUACACAGCAGGCCACGAGACGAGUGUUCUAUCCAGGAUCAAGUUCGUCGAGUUUGGACAUCCCAUCCGUAUUGAAGACGACUGCUGGAUCGGUGGCAAUGUGGUUAUCCUCCCUGGUGUAACUAUUGGCCGAGGCUGUACUGUUGGCGCCGGGGCAGUGGUUACUAAGAGUCUGCCCCCCUACUCGAUCGCCCUAGGCGCCCCUGCUAAGGUGGUCAAGACGAUACAGAGCGUGGAGGAGGAGUUGGCGGAUCCUAACAACCCUUUCCGAAACAUGCCCGAUCGAGAGUAGAUAACACUUCAUAUUUAGUACCGAAAAUAGAAGUUUUCGUUGCGUGGAACUUGUCAUUGUCGGUUUGGGCAUCUAUUGACAUAAUUGUAUACUCUUUGUAACUAGUCCAUGUAUCGCCUUCCAUUCUUCAUCUGUUGAU
Molecule: messenger RNA, 1008 nt
Organism: Fusarium verticillioides 7600
Lineage: Eukaryota; Fungi; Ascomycota; Sordariomycetes; Hypocreales; Nectriaceae
Product: acetyltransferase
Exons: 3
Coding region: 171-869 (232 amino acids)
Molecular function (GO): acetyltransferase activity
Source: RefSeq, a predicted model, not a curated record